CCCCUGGUGCCAAAGCAGGAAGGAGGUGGAGCCUCGGCUGAGACGGCCUGGGAGGUCGCUCACAGAUAAGGGGGUUUUCUACACAAGAGCCCUGGGAGAGGAAAUGGAGCCCCAGCACCCGAGACAAAGGGCAGGGAUGGGACUAGCCAGCAAAGGAGGCUGCAGCCAGAGGCCCCGGAUCAGACACCCAGUGGAGCGGUUAGAUCGCCAAACCUUCUCCUUCCACUUUCGCAACCUGAGAUUUGCCAGUGGGCGGAACUGCACCUACCUCUGCUACCAGGUGGAAAGACUGAAGCACUGCUCACCUGACUUCUCCGACUGGGGGGUCUUUCAAAACUGGGUCUAUCCCUGCCAUGUGGAACUCUGCUUCCUCUCUUGGUUUCGCGCUAAGAAGCUGUCCUCUCACGAGCAGUACCGCAUCACCUGGUUCUUAUCCUGGAGCCCCUGCUUGUCAUGUGCAGAGCAGGUGGUUGCGUUCCUGAAGGAGAACAGGAACGUGAGGCUGAGCAUCUUCGCCGCCCGCCUCUACUACUUCUGGAAACCAGAUUACCAGCACGGGCUGCGCAUACUGCGCCACCAGAGGGCCUGGGUGCGCAUCAUGUCCUUCCGAGACUUUAAAUACUGUUGGAAAAACUUUGUGUACAAUCAGGGAAUGCCCUUCAAGCCUUGGAAGAAACUGCGUAAAAAUUAUCAGUUCCUGGUGGCAAAGCUUCAUGAAAUUCUCGGGAUAUCCGCAACGAAACGCCACAGACUGGGUGACUUAACAACAGGUGUUUACUUUCUCACGGAUAUGGAGGCUAGAAGUCCAAGAUCAAGGAGUCGAAACACAAUGAAUCUGCUAAAAACAAAUAUAUUCAGACAACAGUUUGGCAACCAGCCCCGGGUCCCACAGCCCUGCUACCGGAGGAAGACCUAUUUGUGCUACCAGCUGAAGCAGCUCGACGGCUUCACGCUUGACAAAGGCUGCUUCCAAAACAAGAAACAGCGACAUGCAGAAAUUCGCUUUAUUGACAAGAUCACCUCACUGAAUCUCGACCCAAACCAGCGCUACAAAAUCAUCUGCUAUGUCACGUGGAGCCCCUGCGCUGCCUGUGCCGGGGAACUGGUUGAUUUCAUCAACGGUCAGGACAACCUGAGCCUGCAGAUCUUUGCCUCCCGCCUGUACUUCCACUGGGUCAAGGUGUUUCAGAGGGGGCUGCAGCAGCUACAGGCAGCCCAGGUCUCAGUGGCUGUCAUGACCCGCUCAGAGUUUGAAGACUGCUGGGAAGAAUUUGUGGAUAACCAGGGGAUGCCCUUCGAGUCCUGGGAUAAGCUGGAGCAAUACAGUGAGAGCAUAAGCCGUCGGCUCCAGAGGAUCCUGUCGCCCUCGAAUUGGAAUAAUUUAGAGGAUUCCUUCAGAGACUUGAGACUUGGAUCCCCAUCCCCUUCGUCGUUAAGAAGUGACUCAAGAUGACAGGUCCUGGGGCAUCUCACUGCUUCAUAAACUGCUGGCUCUUAGGAGCAAGGAGCAAGCCCCACGGUCACCCCUGACCCUCGCCCAAGUCCAGAGACCUUUCUUUCCUCUUUCAUUCUUCUUUUUUCCUUUCUUUUCUAAGUGGGUAAAUAUUUUUAUAAUUGAAAAAAUAAAGAUAAUUUGAAAGUCUGUAAAACUUGGGUUACUUUCUGAAAGGAGAAUCAGGUUUUUCCUUCAUAAAAAGAUGAGUAUAAAGAACUUUCAUACUACAGCUCUAAGGAAAAAUUUACUUAAGAAUUCCUAGUAUAGGGACAUCCCUGGUGGCGCAGUGGUUAAAAAUCCACCUGCCAAUGCCGGCGACACGGGUUCAAGCCCUGGUCCGGGAAGGUCCCACAUGCCGCGGAGCAACUAAGCCCGUGCGCCACAACUACUGAGCCUGUGCUCUAGAGCCCGUGAGCCACAACUACUGAGCCUGCGUGCCAUAACUAAUGAAGCCCGCACACCUUGAGUCUGUGCCCUGCAAUAAGAGAAGCCACUUCAGUGAGAAGCCACUGCAAUGAGAAGCCCGCACACCACAACGAAGAGUAGCCCCCACUCGCCACAACCAGAGAAAGCCCGCAUGCAGCGACUACUAAAGCCCACGUGCCUAGAGCCCGUGCUCUGCAGCAAGAGAAGCCACCAAAAUGAGAAGCACGCACGCUGCAACAAACAGUAUCCCCUGCUGGCGGCAACUAGAGAAAGCCUGCGCACAACGAAGACCCAACACAACCAGAAAUACAUUAAAAAAUUUUAUACAAAAAUAAAAUAAAAUAAAAAUGGGCAAAAAAACUGAAUAGACAUUUUUCCGAAGAGGAAAUGCAGAUGGCCAACAGGCACAUGAAAAGAUGCUCAACAUCGCUAAUCAUCAGGGAAAUGAAAAUCAAAACCACAAUGAGAUAUCACCUCACACCUAUCAGAAUGGCUAGUAUCGAAAAACACAAAUAACAAACGUUAGCGAUGGUGUGGAGAAAAGGGAACCCUUCUACCCUGUUGGUGGGAAUGUAAAUUGGUGCAGCCACUGUGGAAAAGAGCACGGAAGUUUCCCAAGAAACUAAAAAUAGAACUAUCAUAUGACCCAACAAUACCACUCCUGGGUAUAUAUCUGGAAAAAAACAAGAACACUAAUUUGAAAAGAUACAUGCAUUCCAAUGUUCAUAGUAGUGUUAUUUACAAUUGCCAAGAUAUGGAAGCGACCUAAGUGUCCAUCAACAGAUGAAUGGAUAAAGAAGAUGUGGUAUAUAUAUACAAAGGAAUAUUACUCAGCCCUAAAAAGGAACAAAAUUUUGUCUUUUGCAGCAACAUGGAUGGACUUAGAGGACAUUAUGCUAAGUGAAAUAAGUGGGACAAAACAAAUACUGUGCGAUCUCACUGAUAUGUGGAAUGUAAAAAAUACAACAAACUAGUGAAUAAAACAAAAAAGAGGGCUUCCCUGGUGGCGCAGUGGUUGGGAGUCCGCCUGCCGAUGCAGGGGACACGGGUUCGUGCCCCGGUCCGGGAAGAUCCCACAUGCCGCGGAGCGGCUGGGCCCGUGAGCCAUGGCCGCUGAGCCUGCGCGUCCGGAGCCUGUGCUCCGCAACGGGAGAGGCCACAACGGUGAGAGGCCCGCGUACCGCAAAAAAAAAAAAAAAG
Molecule: messenger RNA, 3121 nt
Organism: Orcinus orca (killer whale)
Lineage: Eukaryota; Metazoa; Chordata; Mammalia; Artiodactyla; Delphinidae
Product: DNA dC->dU-editing enzyme APOBEC-3B-like
Exons: 9
Coding region: 104-1453 (449 amino acids)
Biological process (GO): negative regulation of single stranded viral RNA replication via double stranded DNA intermediate; DNA cytosine deamination; defense response to virus
Cellular component (GO): cytoplasm; P-body; nucleus
Molecular function (GO): RNA binding; zinc ion binding; cytidine deaminase activity
Source: RefSeq, a predicted model, not a curated record